AUGGCUACCGCGCCGCCGUCGUCACUCCAGCUACGAGCGACAGAUGUAAUCCGAAAAGAGCACCUGGACGACGGCGGGUUUGGGGAGGUGUACUUGUGCUAUCAUGUCCACCUGGGUCCUGUGGUGAUGAAGACCAUGUACACGGGUCCUCUUCGCAAUGAGGAGAGCAAGCGGUCUCUGCUGGAGGAAGGUAGCAUUAUGGCCAGCCUGAACCACGAGCGGGUAGUCAGGUUGCUGGGCGUCAUCAUGGAAGAGCGAGGCUGCUCUCUGGUCAUGGAGUUGAUGCCCAGGGGUAACCUUUUGGCCAUGCUGGAGAAGGUCAUUGUGCCCAUAUCAAUUAAGGGCAGGAUUAUUUUAGAGAUCUUGGAAGGCAUGGUUUACCUUACUGAGAGGAAAGUCAUACACAAGGAUAUCAAACCGGAGAACAUUUUAAUUGACAAAGAUUUUCACAUCAAGAUCGCUGACCUUGGCCUUGCCACCUGCAAGACAUGGAGUAAACUCACCAAGGAGGAGUCCCUCAAGAGAAGUCGCAUGCGGCCAUCAGUAAGGACGAGAGCGGCGGGCACGCUGAGCUACAUGGCGCCCGAACAUUUGGAAAGCAUCCAUGCCCCCUCCACCGAGAAGUCCGACGUCUACAGCUUCGCAAUCGUGGUCUGGGUGAUUGUCACUGGCAAAGAGCCCUAUGAAAAUGCAAGGAAUGAAGAUCAAAUCAGCCAGUGCGUCCGCAUUGGCAACCGCCCAGCAAUGGACCUCAUCCCUGACGACAUGCCAAAAGAGAUCAUUGAUCUCAUGGUGAUGUGCUGGGCUCACAACCCACUGCAAAGACCAACGUUUCUUGAGGCCCACAACCUAUUCCAUCCCUUCUACGAGACCAAGCUUGCACCACACGUGGAGAGAGAUUUGGUAUAUCUACAUUCUCUAUACGAAGGCCCAGAUCAGCUUGUCGACAAGAUGAAGUCAUUGUCACUGACUGAUGAAUGCAUUUCAGCUGAUAGUCCAGCUUUUCUAGAGAGUGCUGACGGUAGCGUCAAUGUGCCGGUAGAAGCCAGUAUUGAGGACAUCGAUGGCAUCCCAUCUGAUAUGAAUGCAGACUCCGUGGCCGCCCAGCGUGAGCCAGAACCACAAGUUUCUUUGGAGGAGAAACUGCAACCAGAGUUAGACUACCACAAACAUGGCAGCUACAACUGCAACAGCCAGUCUGACAUUGUCAAUAGCCAGCAUCGGAAAACCCCGCAAAAUAUUCUGCCUAAUUUAACAAAUGACACCCUUAGCCAGUCAGAGAACAACACACCAUUCGUGUCCUCUGUCCAUUCCUGGACGAAAGCAGAACCAGUGCAGCCCAGCAGUCAGGAAGAUGAUUGGUAUCAUCCAGCGACUCAUUUUCAGGAAUCAAUGACCACUUCCCCACUGAAGCCAUCAGUCUUACAAACAUCUACCAGCAUAAAUAAUCUGCCAUCUUUCAAUCAAAAACAUCCAGAUUCCUAUUUCCGGCAGCGAUCCUGGCCUAUUUCCUCAGUAUCUGAAACGUCAGAGUAUGGCAGCAAUUUAAGGAAGAGUGGGACAGCACAAGAUUAUGGCUCUCUUUACAUUAGCAAUGCCAGAGGGAUCCAGAUAGGCAACAACAACAACCUCAGUAUUCACACCCAUGACCCCACUCGACAUUUUUUGUCUCUUCCUGGUAACAUAUGGACCAGCUCUCAGCUCAGAGAAGGACUACAGAAAUAUGAGGACCGUGCUGUGACCGAUGAGCACCUUGAUGUACUGAGGAAAAACAUUGGUGCCAAAUGGAAGUCUUACGCAAGACGUCUUGGUUUGAGCGAUGUAGAGAUAGAGACCAUCGAGCACGACUUCCACCUGGAUGGCCUGCCGGAGAUGGUGCACCAGACACUUCAACACUGGAAAAUGAAGGAAGGGAGUCUUGGCUGUACAAUCGGGAAGCUUUACUGUGCUCUUGAAGGUAUCAUUGACGUUGAUGUAAUUCUGAAAAUUCUGAACAUCUGUGCUUGUACUUCGUACACCAAAUGA
This is a messenger RNA of Nerophis lumbriciformis (worm pipefish), 2025 nucleotides long. The record is from RefSeq and is a predicted model, not a curated record. NCBI's taxonomy places the organism in Eukaryota, Metazoa, Chordata, Actinopteri, Syngnathiformes, Syngnathidae.